AGCUGCGGAAACGGAUGGCCGGGAUUGCCUCCACGUCCCAGAUCACAACAAAGACCACUACUAAGGAUGGCACAGGACAGAAUUUGCCACGACCCAGGAUUCAAGUGCAGGAACCCGAAUCCGAAUGUAACCAUCGGAACGUCCACACAGCUGUGCACGAGGAUCGCGUGGACGAGGAACGGCAGCCUCGGCGCGGUGGUGGCGAGGUGGCGGGUUUGGAGGACGUCGACGACUCCUGUACCGCGACGGUGACGUCGUCGGUACCCGGAGCCGGUGGCAUCCGUUCACAUCGACGCACUAGACCGCUCUCCCUGGCAGUGCAACCUCUCAACUAUCAUCGCCUCGACCCGGACCCUCGACCGUCAGCGCAGAUCGCCACCAGGCAUCACCCCAACAUGACCAGUCAGGAGAGCAUCGGCAGCUGCAGCCUGGACGUCGACCGCUCUGCGUCCGACCGAUCAGAAAACACCGUGGACUCCGUGUCCGAAAAGACUCUGCACAGUCUGAACCUAUCGUGCAACGGUGAACCGGUGUCGCCACCCGAGAAAUUGGCAAACGGCAGCAGUGAGACAUUGCAGAAGUCACAUCUUACCCCCGAUGAGAAGAAGCUGAACGCCAGCAAUGUUCAUCAUGGCAGCCCCGAGCCAGAGCUGACGACAGCGAAGAAGCCUAGUUACUUGGGAUUGGCGUGCAGUAUAAGCGGCUACUCGGGAAUCACCAGGUACGAUAGUAAAUUGAGGGAAGGAUUCCGCUCGAGAGACAGCAGUCCUGGCACGAGGCUGAUCACGAGGGACACGAGUCCUGCAGGUUUCAGAUCCAACGAGAAUCUCAACGUUCCGACGCCCCAAUAUCCGCCUAAGAGUCAAUCGAUAUCGCCGUUAGCGAUGGAGAGACAAAACGGAUUCACGAACGGCGUGAAGGAGGAGUGCAAGGUUGAGACGUACAUAGAGAGCAGAAAUUCGAUCAGCAUGACAUGCCAGGGUUACUCGGAAGUCGACAAAGCAGUGUCGUUGCACCCAACGUUUUCCGAACUCAGUCCCAUCAGGACGAGCACUGCCUCUAGCAAACGGAGUCCCGGAUUGUCGCCAAUGAUGUCAUGCGGACAACAGAACAAGUCUAUGGGGACAGGUUUCUCCUCUCCGAAGCAAGGCGUCACUAAUCUUUCAGGUGCAUCGUUUAGCGAUUCUAGUAUUUUAAACGGCUCGUCAGUAGAAGUUGAAAAUCAAGUGUUAAACACUUCGUCAAGCAGCGAGAAAUCCUUUAUUCAACAGCGAGUGGAGCGGCUGUACGGUCCAGGUGCUCUAGCGCAGGGUUUCUUCUUCAAACGCAGCAUCACUAAGCUAAACACCAGCGACAGUAGUUUCAAUAAAUCCAGUAAUAACAAUGACAUUUCGGCAGACAACGCGAACACGGAGGAAUCGUUAAAAAAUUUGCCUGUUCUGCGACAUUUGCGCCCAGAAUUUCGAGCACAGCUCCCUGUAGUCAGUAGUAGAAAACCCACAGACGGCACGGAACAAGUUAUAAAGCCAUUACAAAGGAUAACGCCGGUGACGCGGAAAACCGAACAGAUGAGUCCCCCAACUAUAAAUUCACAGACCAGCGUAAUAAGAAGGAUUCCGAUUACCAUAGAAGGUGACAUACCGCAACGUGAUACGACUAGUAAAAGCAUACCUGAUCAGCAACCAGCCGCGCCGAAAGUAGUGUUACCUGUAUUAGAAUCCAGCGCCAGUUUGACGAACAUAGCGAAACAAGCUCAAGAAGCGGAAAAAGUAGUCGAAGAGAAAGAUGGUCAUUAUUUUAUGAAGUUAUUGAAACAAGAGACAGAUAGACUGCUGUCGUUGGCUGCAUCUGCAGAGGCUGAAUUAGCCAGCGGCGAUACUGCACUGCCAGAAGAGGCGGCUGGUAAGCUGCGAUCUGCUGCAGGAAAAGCUAGAUUGUUAGCCUCGCAGAAGAUGCAGCAGUUUGAAGGAUUGUGUCAAAAGAAUAUCAAUCAGGUGCCAGGUGAAGAAUUUCCAACGACAAACGAAGACUUGGCUGGCUUCUGGGACAUGGUGAUGCUACAGGUUGUUCAAGUAAACGAACUCUUUGACCAGAUAGAGAAACUGAGGAAGUCGCAAUGGCAAGAGGUCGUGCCAGACAAGAAAGCCGCGUCGGCCUCGCAACAGAACGGUAAACAUCGAGUCAUACCAGCGAAACACAAAGCGAAACCGACCGCGAACAGCGAGGCGAAUAAAAAGGCGCGCGAGGCAAGGGAGCAAGCACGACGACAAAUGAUUGAAGAACGAAGACGAGCGAUGCGCUCCAACGCGCAGAAUGUCGACAAUUCCGUCGAGAUCUUUGCUCCCGAAACGUAACGAUAAAUUGAGUUCGAGUUUGAUCGAGCGAUACGAUCGCUCGUCAUUGCGGCUCCUAAGGAAUAUUAGAGUAUAUAGACCGUCAGUUCGAACGCGAAAAGAAAAAGAAAGAAAGGGCUUAGCUCGUACACGAGACGGUAAUGCAAUCAGCUUCGGCAAAAAGAAUCAAAUUCGCUUGUUAUAUAAUUAUCCAUUCAAAAUAUUAUCUUUCGCUACGUGCACGCGCGCGUAAAUUGCACGCGAGUUAUGCGCGGCGAGGAACAGGAAAGUAUUAAGCAGAUAGAUCAUGUAAUAUGUGUUGAAGUUGCUAAAAAUUUAAUACUACUGCAGAUAAGAAAGAGGAUAUAUACACGCGCGUUAAUGAAGGGCAGGUGUUUACGUUUUGCAUAAAUUUCUCAUCUUUUUUUCCAUCGAGCUUCGAUGUAUCAUCCUGAGCAUUCUAGCGCAAUAACGUGACACGACGAUGAUGUGUCGCUUCUUGUCCAUAGAGAUGUUUUAUAAACGAAAGGUGGAAACAUUUACUGUAGCAUUUUAUCGAAUUGUUUUUCUACGUUACGUGUCUCUUCAUGGACAUUAUUAACUUAUAUUUAUAUAAAUAGUAAUAAGUUGCGUGUGUGCGGCAGAUGUUAGAAACUAUAGCGACUGAAGAAGGUAUGUGGCCCUGCAAGAAUCCUCUAGUGGAAAUCAGUCACAUUUUAAAAAUCAAGAGAGAUGCAGCGCGUCUAGGUUAAGGAUAAAGAAAUGAAUUUGAGAAUUUGUAACAUAUAUAAUGAUUUGAUAUAUAUAAUACUUUCUGAUGAGAAAAUGCAUUAUUUACUAAUUUAUUCAGGAUAGAUUCCAUUUUGAUAAUUCACAAUUUCCUUAACUUAGACAGGCAAUUUAUUACGUAGCUUAUGUAUGUAAAUAGAAUUAAUGAAUAUUCACAUUUGCACAAGGCUGACUCUAUGCCAAGUGUUCGCCUAAUAGCUUUUUCUAUCAGACGUCGAUAAAGUAUCCCUCAUUGAGAGGUAUUGUCAACAGCAGUUAGGAGUAAAAAGAUUCCUAUUAUUCUUAUUAUCGUAUAUAUUGCGCGUCUUACGGCGAUAAAUAUUAUUUUAUUAUUAUUGUUCUAAUUAUCACCGUAUGUAAUUACAUUCUCACAUCUCCCGCGCGAAACAUGGAUGUAUAAUUUAAUUCCGUUCUCUUCAGAAAGAAAAUUCCGUUUUUCAAUAAUACGAUAUUUCCAGGUUUCGCGUGUACGAGAUUCAUCGCGCCAGGAACACUCGAUGGCUAACAUACUUUCUGAUUCUUUGUAAGAUGAUUAUAUUUGAUAAAUCAUGGAAUAUUGCACAUAACUCGAAAUGUUUGUCGAGAAAAAGAAAAAGAGAGGGAGAGAGAUGUAUAUCGGAUGCGAAUGCGUGGCAGAUGCUGAUAAUAUCCUCAUUAUCGUGACGGAUCUCUGCGACGAGAAUCCGACUGUGAUCGACGUACGUGUCACAUCCGCCGAAUUUGACAUUCCUGCGACAAGAGUAUCUCUCGUCAUUAUACGAUACCCUUUUCUUCGCGUAGUUGUACGAUAGCGUUACUCCUCGGCGUCCGAUCAAUGGUCAGCGGUUCUAACGGCAAGUCAUCAACCAAAUAACACUCGUACUCUAAGUAAAUAAUCACACGCGCGUCGUCACACGAACUGUAAUCGUGAUUUUGUUAUAAUGUUACAUUUCUUAUUAUAAUUGCCAAUUACACUCGUUUCUUAUUCGAAAUUUUCAUACAAA
Molecule: messenger RNA, 4105 nt
Organism: Acromyrmex echinatior (Panamanian leafcutter ant)
Lineage: Eukaryota; Metazoa; Arthropoda; Insecta; Hymenoptera; Formicidae
Biological process (GO): signaling
Cellular component (GO): glutamatergic synapse; postsynaptic specialization
Molecular function (GO): molecular adaptor activity
Source: RefSeq, a predicted model, not a curated record